Messenger RNA from Amphibalanus amphitrite, 1149 nucleotides. RefSeq lists its product as uncharacterized. Lineage: Eukaryota; Metazoa; Arthropoda; Thecostraca; Balanomorpha; Balanidae. The record is from RefSeq and is a predicted model, not a curated record. The transcript has 6 exons. Gene Ontology annotation, molecular function: oxidoreductase activity, acting on metal ions. Bases 143 to 571 code for a protein of 142 amino acids.
AUGUGGCGAGCUGCACCUGGCGGGCGCCUUUGGGCCGCAGAAGAGCCGCCAAUGUCACCUUGAGAGGAGGCGGCCGAUGUAACGAGUGGCUGUGGCUGGCUGCGGCUGCUCAGUCGCCUUCCAGACACCCCCAGAACCGAACAUGAUGAAACUGCUGGUGACAGCGUUGGCUCUCUGCCUGGGCCUCGUGGCAGGAUUCAGCAACAAUGAAUUCGUGAAUCCCGCGCACAAGAACUUCGCCUGCCAGAACCUGUAUCCCAAGCACGAGCCCUUUGAGCCGCAGACCGGAGCUAAUCCCUAUUCGCUGACGGUCACCGACGCUCCUGGUGGAAAACAGGUGACGAUCUCAGGAGAUUCCUUCAAGGGCUUUAUCCUGCAGGCGAGCAGCGGCAGCUUUAGCUCACCCAGCCACCCCGUAAUCAACGUGGGCUGCCCUCAGGGCGCUACCAUCAGACAGAAGGGAGCCGGCGUGAAGAACUCCUUCUCCGUUCUCUGGGUCGGAUCCGGUCCCGUCUCAUUCAAGGGCUCGGUCGUCAAGGAAUGGGUCGAGUUCUACAAAGUGUCUGCGUAAUUAUUUUCCUCGCGAAGAGUUAACAGAAGAGUCACUGCUGCAGCUGAGUUCUUCACUCCGCAGAGCCGUUACUGAAGACAGAUGCGAAUCCAUCUUCUUUUUUCUUAUAAAUUUUGCUGAAUUCGCGUCAGCAAAAACAAAGGGCGUUGAAUUGUAUUUUAUUUCCAGUGCCGUAAACUUAGGCUACAAAUGAAUAGUAAAUUACAAAUACAAGAGAAUUGCGCCUUUUCACCAUUUCAUGUGGAGCAAACUGUACGCAUCAUGAAAAGUGCAGACCGGAAAAGGGCAGAGAAGGGCACAUGGUACUUGUGACAGGACGCUGUGUUGUGAGGGAGCUGUUUAGUCGAGGGGAGCAGCCGGGCGAGCUAGAUGUUUUGUGCAUUGUAAAUGUGAUCUUAACCGUUUGUAGGGGCUACACAGCGAAAUGUCAACCCAGUUUGUAUGAAAUACGCGUGAAUCAGGCUUCAUGUCUUUUUUCAUAGAUGUAUAGCCUACUGAUUGGUUGGAGGCUUUGCGGGUCGCUACGCUUCAAAUAGAGCGCUGUGUUUUCGAAAUAAAUAUUUGAAAUUGCGGAAAAA